Molecule: messenger RNA, 2067 nt
Organism: Aedes albopictus (Asian tiger mosquito)
Lineage: Eukaryota; Metazoa; Arthropoda; Insecta; Diptera; Culicidae
Gene: Zwilch
Product: protein zwilch
Exons: 3
Coding region: 102-2015 (637 amino acids)
Biological process (GO): protein localization to kinetochore; mitotic spindle assembly checkpoint signaling
Cellular component (GO): RZZ complex
Source: RefSeq, a predicted model, not a curated record
CAAACGCGCCGAGAACGCCAACGGUCGGUCGUACGCCGCGAUCUCGCGAUUCUUGUUUCCUUUCAUUUCGGUGUUAAGUUUCGUCACUUAUUUCCCCUAAAAUGCCCGUCGAAACGGCAAGUUUGGCCAACGUUUACGCGUUCCUGCGGGACACGUACGAUUCGGUGGAUUUCCAGCUGGCUCCGGCUCCAACCUACGUGCAAUCGCUAGCGGACGUCGCCGACGGGGGCAAGAUUGUGUUCGUUUACAAACAGGAUGAAAUCCGGUGCGGGGCGAUGCUCUCCGAUGGAAAUCACUUGAGCCCGAAGCUGAGCGAUAGUUGUUCACCGUCGGCGAAUCGGUUAGAUUUGACCGGAUCGCCGCUGAAGGACGAGGUGAAGCUGGAGAGUUUGGACAUGUCGGUGGACCAGGCGGUGGUGCUGAGUCUGGAGAAUCCUUGGCUCGAGAAGGAGGAAUGUUUCGGGCCGGUGUCGGUCGAGAAGGGAAGGGCGAUUUUGCAGGAGGUGCUGGACAAACGGAUGGAUGGCUGUGUGGGUCAGUUGUGGGCACUCUGCGACGGGAAGGACAUGGACCGGACGCUGUUGAUGCAGAUUGAGUUGAACGGCGAGAAGCGAUUCGUUCGGGGCGCGGUGAAGCUUCUGGGGUAUUUCCCGGAGAGUCAACUGACGAUGGGGCGUCUGCUGAGGCUGCAUGAAGCGAAGGCGGCCGGAUUCGCAAAAGAUCUGGAGACGAGCAUCGAGCUGUGGUACAAAAUCCAGUCGCACAUUAGCAUCAAACUGCGGUGGAUUAGUCACUCGCAUAAUCCAUCGUUCUGCAUCAAUCAGAAGGCGGACAUUGUGCUGCGGCAGUCGAUCGUGGUGGACGAAACCCAAUCGGUGGCGGAGUACUUUUGGAGUCAGUUGCACUUCCUGGAAACGAUUAAGGAUCGGAUUGUGCAGAUUCGGAGCGAGGGCAGGCCCAGUCCGAACGAUGAGAGUUAUGUUGGUUCGUUGGACGUGAGCGUGAUCAAGGAGAAGACGCACCGGAUUCUAACCGAGUUUUGUGUGGUGGAGUCGACGGAUUACAAACUGGGACAGAUUGAUUCCAUUGUGGAACGAGUUAAGAACCGGACAGCGGUGGACGUAACGGAUCGGUUGUGGAGUGUGCUCAAAUAUUGUGCUUGUUACGACGAUCUGAAGGAGGUUUUAACGUUUAUCUUCAAGAUUGCUUCCAGAAGUAAUCUGGCGAAUAUCCCGAGCAACAACAACCGUCUCGCCCAGCUUAUCAAAUCCAUCGCUCAGGGUCGACUGGCAAUCCCAAUCCUGACCGGUGCGGAACCGUUCGAACUCCUGCUGGAAAUCGGUCUGGAAAAGAUCUUCAAAGACUAUCAAAUCAUCUUCCAUGAGAGUAAAAUCUGCAAUCUGGAUCUGGACCGAGUUGGACGAAACCAGACAGCAGGAUCCGGGGAUGCUUCCCGCGCGUCCAGCAUUCGCAAAUCGAUGUACGAUGCCGUUCCGGCCAACGCCGCUCAAGGUCGGAAAACGGCCAUGCUGUCCCGAGCGGGAACCAGCGAGGAACACGACGACGACGGUGCCAUACGGAACAGUUACUUCAACGCCGAUGAGGCCAACCAGAAAAUCGGCAAGCUGGCCCAGGUUCAUCUGCUGUUGGAGCACCUGCUGUCGAUCGAGAGCCAUCUGAAGCUGACCAGCAUCUAUCCGCAGGUGGCCGAGGAGUAUUUCGCCCGACCCACGGUAAGUUUUGAAGAAAUGCGAUCGAAAAAAUCGGACAAGCUGGAAAUUCCGAUUCUGAACAAUGCGAUCAUCGAGCUGGUGGAAAAUGCCAGCCCGUACAUUCGGAAGGUGGGGAUGACCAGCCGGAGCAAGUUCCGAACGGUGGAGAGCAUUUUCUACCAGAGUUCGGAUCCGAUUUUGCCGACCAAUUUGUUCUCGCAGCUGCGGGCCGAGGGAGGUGAGGUCAAGAAUGCCUAUUGGUGUCUGGAAUAUACCAAGAUUAGUAAUAAUUGGAGUGUGUGAAUAGUGUUUCGUAAGUUUAUGGUAGAUAUAAGAGAUUUUAUAUUUAAUUUGA